Molecule: messenger RNA, 854 nt
Organism: Pneumocystis carinii B80
Lineage: Eukaryota; Fungi; Ascomycota; Pneumocystomycetes; Pneumocystales; Pneumocystaceae
Exons: 1
Coding region: 47-808 (253 amino acids)
Biological process (GO): poly(A)+ mRNA export from nucleus
Cellular component (GO): nucleus
Source: RefSeq, a predicted model, not a curated record
AUAUUUUUUAUAAUUGUAAAUUUCUUAUUUUUUAUCAUAAAUAAAAAUGUCUUCUGAGACAUAUUAUAAGUCUCUUAAAGUUUCUGCACUUAAGGAACUUUUACAAAAACGGUUUUUAACAGUAAAAGGUAAAAAGGAAGAUAUGGUCGCACGUUUAUUAGAGGCUGAUAAAUCUGAUAACGAUAAGCUUAAUGUUUCUCGGCCUUCUAAAGUCUCUAAGGAUGAUCUGGGUGAUCUUGCUCCUCCAGAAGAUGAAAUUGAUUGGGAAGAUGAUGCUACUGACAUACCAAUAAAAUCUACUUUGUUUGAAAAAACACCAAUUAUACAUAAUUUUGAUAAGUUAAUUAAUUCUAAAAAAAAUUUCAAACAGAAUAAUCCUCAAAAAAUACAAAAAGAUUCCAAUUUUAAAUUCGUUUCUAUUGCAUCUAUAUUUUCCGCAUCAUCUGAUUCUAUAAAUAAUGUUUCUGUUAAGGAAAAAGCUAUACUGAAAAAUCUUCCUUCUAUUAAGAAAAGAAGUAGUGAAAAUGCUUUUGAUAUGGAUUGGCAAUUAAUUGAAAAUGAAAUUGUUAAACGUAAAAUUAGAGCAUCUCGUUUUGGAAUUUCAGAAAAUGAAAACAAUAAAAGACUUGAAAGAUGUAUUCGUUUUAAAGUAAUGGAUACUGUAAAACUUGAUGAUUAUAAUAAUUUUUCAAGUGAAACACUUGAUAAAAAUACAAAAUUUGUAAAAUCUAGAAUCUUAAAUAACCUAGUAGAAAAUGAAAAAGUACAGAGAAGAGCGGAGAGAUUUGGAAAAAAAAUAAGGAAAUAAAAUGAUUUUUUAUGGAAGUAUUCAUGAUUAUUUUGUUUUAAAUUUU